AUGGCAGGAGAAAAACGUACGAUCGGUCGCGAAAGAGAUACUACCUACGCCCCGGCUAACACACCCUUGCUCCGCCGAAUUCGGGGUGUUUUGUAUUUCUAUUUACAACGGUUCUUUCGCUCUUACUACAGCUGGACUAGCAUCGUUUACGAUAACCAAAUUACCUAG
Penicillium oxalicum is the source of this 168-nucleotide messenger RNA. RefSeq lists its product as uncharacterized. The record is from RefSeq and is a predicted model, not a curated record. The transcript has a single exon. NCBI's taxonomy places the organism in Eukaryota, Fungi, Ascomycota, Eurotiomycetes, Eurotiales, Aspergillaceae. Bases 1 to 168 code for a protein of 55 amino acids.